Messenger RNA from Crotalus tigris (Tiger rattlesnake), 8657 nucleotides. It is a transcript of the gene ZBTB16, whose product is annotated as zinc finger and BTB domain containing 16. Gene Ontology annotation, molecular function: protein binding; RNA polymerase II cis-regulatory region sequence-specific DNA binding; DNA-binding transcription factor activity. Lineage: Eukaryota; Metazoa; Chordata; Lepidosauria; Squamata; Viperidae. Gene Ontology annotation, biological process: regulation of immune system process; negative regulation of transcription by RNA polymerase II; regulation of cytokine production. Bases 330 to 2330 code for a protein of 666 amino acids. The record is from RefSeq and is a predicted model, not a curated record. The transcript has 7 exons.
GGAGGCGGAGGAGGGGCGGCUCCGACGCGCCUCGCCAGCCCGGCAACGUCAGGCAGCGGCUGGUGAUUUGCUGGCCGCGCAGCCGAGCCCCGCUAGAGAGUCUGGAAGCGGGCGCUGCGAACUCGCCUGCCGCGCCGCCGGCGAUGCUCUGCCCUCGCCCGACGCCGCCGCUGCCCUCGCCGCCGCCGCCGCCGCCGCCGCGGGCUCUCCAGCCGCCCGCCCGCCUGGCCCGGGACGCCGCGCGCCGAUUGUUGACCCCCCCAAGAGACGGUUUUGGACAGAAAGACUGUAGAAAGACUCCCUAAUGCCUGCAGCCCGGGAGGAGCAUUAUGGAUUUGACUAAGAUGGGUACAGUUCAGCUCCAGAACUCCAGCCACGCUACUGGCCUUCUCCAGAAAGCCAACCAGAUGCGCCUGGCUGGCACCCUGUGCGACGUGGUGAUCCUGGUGGACAGCCAAGAAUUCCAUGCCCACCGGACCGUCUUGGCAUGCACCAGCAAGAUGUUUGAGAUCCUUUUCCACCGCAACAGUCAGCAUUACACCUUGGACUUUCUCUCGCCAAAGACCUUCCAGCAGAUUCUGGAGUACGCCUACACUGCCACCUUGCAGGCCAGAGUUGAGGACCUGGAUGACCUGCUCUAUGCGGCCGAGAUCCUGGAGAUUGAGUAUCUGGAGGAACAGUGCUUGAAGAUCCUGGAGACCAUCCAGGCAUCAGAAGACAACGAGGCUGAAGUCAGCAUGACCGACGGUGGGGCCGAAGAGGAGGAGGACCGCAAGUCCAGAUACAUUAAGAACAUUCUGAUCUCCAACCAUUCCAGCGAGGAGAGCGGCUACUCCAGCCUGGCCAGCCAGACCCUGAUGGGGACGAUGGGGGAGCACAGCCCCUCGGUCUCCACCUCCUUCGGCUUGGCGGCUAUGAGCCCCACCAAGACUGCUGUGGACAGCUUGAUGAGCAUCGGCCAGUCGCUCUUGCAGGGGGCUCUGCCCCACCAGGCCCUCCAGGAUCUGCACUCUGCCAGUGGCCGGUCCCUGGCCGUGUCUGAGCUGAAGACCGAAGCCAUGCAGGUGGAGGAGGCCUCCAGCCACGAGAGCCCCAGGUCAGCCGAGCUGGGCGCUUCCGGGGGGGACAAAGCAGAGGAUAAGAGCAAGCAAGGGCCUGGAACCCCGACCCGCAGCAGCGUCAUCACAAGCGCCCGGGAACUUCACUACCCCCGGGAUGACAACACGGAGCAGCCCACUGAGGCAGUGCCAGGCCCCAUGGUUGGGCCAGACCUCUUGGCCUCCCGCGGGGAGAAGCCGAUGGGCAUCUAUUCAGUACUGCCCAAUCACAAGAGCGAGUCCGUGCUCGGCCUGCCCGUCUCCAUGGCCCCCACCCUGCACGUGCAGCCGGCCCUGGCAGUCUCCAUGGACUUCGGCUCCUACGGAGGGCUGCUCCCUCAGGGCUUCAUCCAGAGAGAGCUCUUUAACAAACUCGGGGAACUGGCCGUGGGAAUCAAAACCGAACACCGGACUGUCGGUGAGCAGUGCAGCGUUUGUGGGGUGGAGCUGCCGGACAACGAGACAGUGGAACAGCACAGGAAACUGCACAGUGCAAUGAAGACAUACGGGUGUGAAUUGUGUGGAAAAAGAUUCCUUGACAGUCUCCGCCUUCGGAUGCACUUACUGGCUCAUUCAGCAGGUGCCAAAGCCUUUCUCUGUGACCAUUGUGGUGCACAAUUCUCUAAAGAAGAUGCCCUGGAAAGUCACAGGCAGACCCACACUGGCUCAGACAUGGCCGUCUUCUGCCUGCUCUGUGGGAAACGCUUCCAAACGCAGACAGCCCUGCAGCAGCACAUGGAAGUGCAUGCUGGUGUGCGAAGCUACAUCUGCAGCGAGUGCAACCGCACAUUCCCCAGCCACACAGCCCUCAAAAGGCACCUACGGUCGCAUACAGGCGACCAUCCGUACGAGUGUGAAUUCUGCGGGAGCUGCUUCCGAGACGAGAGCACUUUGAAAGGACACAAGCGCAUCCACACCGGGGAGAAGCCCUACGAAUGCAACGGCUGCGGGAAGAAGUUCAGCCUGAAGCAUCAGCUGGAAACCCACUACAGGGUCCACACGGGCGAGAAGCCGUUUGAGUGCAAACUCUGCCACCAGCGGUCCCGAGAUUACUCCGCCAUGAUCAAGCAUCUCAGGACCCACAACGGAGCCUCCCCCUACCAGUGCACCAUCUGCCUGGAAUACUGUCCCAGCCUUUCCGCCAUGCAGAAACACAUGAAAGGCCACAAGCCGGAGGAGAUUCCAGCUGACUGGAGGAUAGAGAAGACCUAUCUCUACCUGUGCUACGUCUGAUGGGACACAUGGAGAAAAGAAACUGGAAAGGACUAGACAGAAUCAACCCCCUCAAUUGCUCCCUUUCCUUUUCCUUUUUUCCACCCCAAUUUUUUUUCUUAUUUUGCUUUUGGUUCUGUUCAUCCAGGAUUUGCUGGCUCCUUCUUUCCCAGCUUCCAUUGUCCUUAAGGUUGCAAGGAGCGAGUGGGGCAGGGAGAAACAAGGAAAAGGGAAGAGACCCCAUUGGGGUCCCUCCAAGAAUCCCCAAAAGAGCAUCCCCCUCAGCCCAUCGCAAGCCCUGGCCAGCUGUGAAGUUGUCUUGCAUGGUGGUCAUGUCUCCUGAGUGGGGGGGGAGGCUCAUGGCUCUGGGGUUCGUCUGGCCCUUGGUGCUCCUUGGGCGGGGGGGACGGCUAAUUCUGUCAUGGUGUAAGCUGAGAUCUAAUCAACUCCCUGCACUGCUGCCUUGGUUUCCCAAGGAUCCUUGGAAUUGUAGCAUCAUGAGGAGUCUCUGUUGGGUUCCUUUCAUUUUGUUCCAUUGCUGAUGCCUAACACACCCAUGCUCCUCCUGGAAUUCCCCCCAAAUUCUCUCUCUCUCUCUCUCUCUCUCUCUCUCUCUCUCUCUCUCUCUCUCUCUCUCUCUCUCUCUCUCUCUCUCUCUCUCUCACACACACACACACACACACACACACACACUCCCCAUCCUCACUGGUUCCUUUGAGAGGUGACCUAGCUGCCAACUUCAAGGACAUGUUGGGCGAGAUGGAACUGUUAGGGAGAAGAACAGCCAGGGAGCUCUGUGAUGCCACAACUGUGGGGAAGGUACCAGCUGCCUUGGGACAUCCUAGAUCCCAUCUGGCGGUUGCUUGAGAAGAUCUAGGAAGUGCAGAGGUUCUCCCGGGGGUCUGCUACAGGAGAGCAUUAGAACCUACAGCAUGAUUAGAACUGACCACGUUUUGGCCUUGGCAGCUCAAGUAUUGGGGAUGGUUGCCUCAAAGAACGUGGCCCUGGAUGUGCUCGGAAUUGGCCUCCAGUUAUUCCCUGGGAGCGGCGAUCCUUUCUUCUGACCAAAGACCAUUCUAUGCAUUUAUUUUUAUUUAUUUAUUUUUGAAGCAAGAGGGGAGGGAGGGAUGAGGAGGAGAGAGGCAGCGUAAGUUUGCACAUUUGCUAGCUUGGACGGCCAGCCGUGUCUGAGCAGAGGAGAAAGCCAAAUGACAAGGCUUAAGGGAAGCCCAGCAGCUGCUGGAGAGGCCCCGAUCCUACCUGCCAAGGCUUUGGGGAAGCUCUGGGAAGCCCCCAUUCUCCAGCCCUUCCCCACUGACUUCCAUGGGGGUGAAAGGGCUGUGCUUUCUCCUAGUCAACAGCCUCAGUCGCACUCCCUCCUCUGUAGAUCCACAAGUCAAAGUCCAUGGAAGUCUCAGCUCCACUCACAUGAAGCUGGAGAGAACCCGCCAUCAGUGGAUGGGAACCAACCCAGCCGUGGCUUCGUUUGUUCAUGUGGAUGGGCUUUCUGAAGAGUCUUACCUCCUGUAGCUGAUCAUGGAACCCAGGUUUGAGGUGUGUCAAGGCUGCAGUGCAGAACGGGGGGGGGGGAACUCACAGUCUUGACCUCUGCCCACAGAGCAGCCUUCUUGGCCCAUGGAGCUCUCCAAGGAUCAAUUUGGAUCUUUCUUCUGCCCAGGACUGCCUAGCAAAUGUGGGGAUGGGUGGCUAAAGAGACAGGGCUGCUUUGGCCUCGUACUUUUUCUGCUCUUUGUGCAUCAGCAACAACCAGAGAAAUGGAUUGAGCAGGUCUGACCCAAAGUUGAGAGUCCCUUGAAACACUGCUUGCUCCUCUCGGAAGACCAAUUCCAAGAGGUAGAGCAGCUAAUGCUGUCUCUGUGCAGGUGUGUCUCCUGACAGCCACCUGGGCUUCUCUGAGAGGCAAGAGAGCCUUUUGCACUGAGUGGCCCCCUUGCAGCCAUCAGCAAAUCUUCACGUCCCCAAUAGUUUCUUCUGGGGAGGCUCCUCCAUUUCCAUUUUGCACAUAACAACAUUGCCAAGAGGACGGGAGAGUCCUUAUAUAGUCCUAUCUCUUGGGGGGGGGGGACUGAGACUCUCUUCCAGCUCAUCCUUCUUUCUACUCCAGGGAAGUUGUGCCCCCUGGGACCUUUCUCCGCCCCUCCAAAACCUUAGAUUAGGGGCAGCUUCCAGGGCUUUUCCCAGAAUAGCUACCAAAUUGCAAUUGGGCAGAAGGAAGGAAGGAAGGCAUACAGGUCUGGAAGAACUGUUAAGUGGACUUCAUGCCCUUGAUUUAAGUGCAAUCAGAAUUCAAUCCAGUUUAAAUUUUUACUUGUCCCCCUCCCUCAAUGUCCUUGUCCUGGGAUGCCCCUUCUGGAGGGCCACCUUAGCUUGAAAAGGUGGCCUUCUGCCCGCUUGAAAGACUGGCAAGUGGCUUGAGGCUUCCUUGCUUCUCCAUCUUGACCCUUGGUGCCUUCAACCAAGGGGAGAGGUCCUUUCUCUUCUCUCUUGCACCCCCCCCCCAUUGAACACGGUCCCCUCAAGACUUCUCUGAGGCCCUUCCUGCCCAAGACUUCUGUCACCAUCGCAACUGAGAGGGGAAUGCAAUGUCCUCUGUCUUUGUGGUGUCUUUGCUUUCCUUUUGAUGAUUUUCUCAUUUUCGCACAUUGUACUUGAAAAGACCUCAGUUUCUUGUGACCUCAUGAGCUUCUUUGAGUUGGCUUUCUGUGGGGAAGGGGGAUGAGUUGGGGGUUCAUUGCUGAAGAGGCCACCAGGCAGGGCUGGAAAGGAAGGUUUGCACCCGUGUUCAAACACAGCCGACAAAACCCCACGGACAGUGUUCUCUACCCCAGCCUUCUUGUUUCGUGUUGAUUGUGCAUUAUUAUUAUUGUUACUACCAAAAUUGGUGUUUGUUUUUAUGAUCCAGCCUGACGGGGUUCAGAGAUGAUCUUGAAAAGCUACCUCUUUUUCAGUUGAUGUUGUUAUUGUUAAGUUUCUUGUUCCUAUUUUGUUUUUGUUUUUUUUGUUUGGCAGUUACAGAAGCACAGGUUUUUUUUUGCAAUAUUUGUGGGUGGGUGGCUUUGUAAAUUUCACUUCAGUUCUCAUCUCAUGCUUUAUAUUUGCAAUUGUACAUUUUAUGUUGUAAUUUAGCUGCUUUUUAUAUAUGGGGAAAUGUUUAGCAAAGAAAGUGUAGAUCAUUGUUUCUCAACCUUGACCACUUUAAGCGGUGUGGACUCCAAUUCCCAGAAUUCCCCAGCCAGCUAUACUGGCUAGGGAGUUCUGGGAACUGAAGUUUAAAGUGAUCAAAGUUGAGAAACACUGAUGUAGAUGGAAGAAUUUUAAGCGAUAUCUCUCUAUCCUGUUGCCCAACACACUUACCCUCCUAAAUCUGACCCCGAUCCUUCCUCAAUGUUGGAAAAUACUGAAGGCCUUAAAAAUGGGGUGGGGGGAGAGAGAAAAAAAAUGAUAAAAGAGACCCUAUGUCCUUGUAAGUCCAGAGAGCUGAAAAUUUAGUGAAACCUUUAGCAAUUUGGUAAAAGAAAAAAAAUAAACCAGUUAAACUUGAAUAUGUGAAUAGUUAAGUAGAGUUUUGUUUAUAAUGUGAAAAAAAGAGAAAUGACAGCAUUUAAAGCAGAUCGUUUAAUGAACAACAUGCAGUAAAUGUACCAGUGUGACAUUUGUCAGAAGCGGCAACUGCAACCGGCCCUUCUGAUGUAGCCCCAACCUUGUUGGGGUUUGUCUUUUUAAAAUGGGGAGGGGGAAGUGUUUGGGGAGUCUUCCUCCCUUCCCCACCCCUCACCAAGCUAAAAGUGUUGGACUGAUAAAUUAUUUCAAAAGUGUAAUAUUUUUGUAACCUUUGUUAGUCUCUGUGUCAAGCAGGAUGUCGUCCCUCUUCUUCCCUUUGUAAAUGUGAACAGGAACAUGUUUGCGUCUGCGGGUCUGCGUUGGAAACCUAGUAUUAAAUAAUAAAUCAUGCAGUAUUGUUGUAAAGAGUUUGCCAUAUCAGAUGGUACUCAACGUGGGCGGGAAUCCCGGCUUGCAAAGCUCAUUUGGAAAGGGCACAGGAUCCCGGGUUUCUCGGGGGGGGACCCUUGAUGGGCCGUGGAGAGGACGGGCUGGAGCAGAGUGGGAAGGGCACUCAACUGGUUUUGGGGAGCAGAUGGUGGGCUGGCCUCUUGCCACUUGCCUCCCUCGCUUCCUCUCUCUUAAUGAUGGUUGGCUUUCUGCCAUUGCAUGGCAUGAUCCAAGCUAGCUUGACUGGUGACAGGGUGGCAAAGCGCUUGGUGCCAUGGGAGGGAGGAAGAGGGUGUGCCACCCGACGGGACCUGCACAAACCAGAUGGAAUUCGGGGGCUUCCAAGGGCUAGAGCCCCAUAGCUUCUCUGGGGUCCCCUCCUCUCUUCCUUGGCCCCUUAACAGUUUGCCGUUCUGGCUCCCUGUUCUGAGCGCCUUACCACGUGUGAUUCCCUCCCACCAACCCAGCCCUCUGUGGUGUCCCCCGACCCCUUUUGUGGGCUUGAUUUGGCUUCCCUUUACAAGUAUAUAUUCCUGGCUGUCUGUGAAUGUUGCUUUGGGAUUACAUUUCAGAAACUGAAAGCAGUACGAUUAUUGUAUACAAACCCUUGCCGGUGUGUGUUUCGUGCGUAUCCGUCCAAUGGAGAAAUAUAACUUUGUGGCUUCUUUGUGGUGGGAAACAAGACCGGGACGGCUUCAUAGUACGAUCCUCAACACAGCUUUGAAAAAAUGGCUUUUUCCUUUUUUUUUGUCAACCUUUGUGCCUGAAAAGGAGUGUGUUUGUGUGUGUGUUGAUUUCUGCACAUUUUGGGGGGGGGGAGGAAUAAAAUGCUGCAGUGCUUUCUUAAUUAAUGAUUUGGUACCUUGGGGGAUCUGGUGGGACUUGCUAGCUAAGGAAUGUCAUGGUAUUCCCCAUCUUUAUUCUUGGAGGACAAAAUCUGGCACCCCUGCAAUUCUCAACCCGAGGUCCCCUAGAGCUGGUGGAAGGGGCUCUGUUGGUGCAAGAAAGGGUGCCCAGGCCACAUUGCCUUCCAGUCACCCCCAUCCUUUGUCCCCCACCCCCACCCCACAAGGCUGUGUUUUGCUUCACAGCAACAUGACUUGCACAUGCACUCAAAGCCCAUGCCAGAGCUGCCAAGCCUUACUCUGUUGGCAGCUGCAGAGAAUUAGUCAAAGCGCAGGGAAUGGGCACCUUCCAAGCUUUAAGCAGUCUCAAUCUCUUAAGCAGUCUUUCAAUUCAAAGUAAUGCAAUGCCAUUGUUCUCCUAGCCCCACCCACUUCAUCCUGGCCCCGCCCCCAGUCUCUAAAGGCUGCAAGAGGGGUCUGCUUUCCCUUGAUUGGUGCCAAAGGUUUUUGGCAGAGAAGGCAGGGGGGUGGGAAAGAUGUUCAGGGUCUCCUGGGGCUGGAUAUCUGUGCCAGCUUUCGCUCUCCCCUUACCAUGACCUCCCUCAGCCCAGGGCUGUUUUCUUAACACACGUCUCAGUAUUUGUUGGGCAUAGUGUUUAAAGGAGGCGUGACUUUUUGGAGGCCCAGAAGCCAUGCUAAAUCUCCAUGGAUGUUCAUAAGCACUGAGGACCAAUUUUGUCCUUCUGGACCAAGCAAACUUAAAGCUUAUUCUUCACUUGUUGUGUUUUAUCUCUUAUCUCUUCAUGUUGUCACAGUUAAAAGUGUCAGUUUGAUUGCUUCAUGUUAAAAGAGAAAUCAUGUUUUUUAAUUGCUGUCCUGGCUCGGUCUACCUCAGCACCUCCUGCUAGCUUGACUUAAGAAGGUGCCAGUUGUUCUUUUGUUAUUUAGUUUAUUUUUCAAAUACUGUGUUAUGUAUAUUUUCUGUUAGUUCUUUUGCAGUGCAGCUUGUGCGUCUUAUUAUAAGCUUUCUCUAGAGUCUUAGACGCAUUUAAGUUAAACACACACACAUACACACAUACACACAAAACAAAUAAAUAAGUCCUCCCUCCACACACACCCUCCCAAAGAAAGUUGUGAUGUCCCUUUUCUAGUUGCCAAUUCUCUCCUGCAUCUAUUCUGUAAGGCACAGGAGUGUCCUCUGUAAACCUGAGUUUUCUGGCGAGGGGGAAAAAAAAUGACAAAAGGAUUUUUUCCCCCAAAAAAGAUGUAUUGCUGCAGGUUUUUUUUUUUCUCCAUUUGUCACUAAGUGAAGUUUGUGCCUUCUAUAGCAAAGAGAAUAUUUUUUACAUCCUACUAACAGUAGAUUUUUUUGUAGUGGACAUUUUUUGUAUUUUUAUUUAUAAGUCUCAUAAGGAAAAUAGCAAUGUUCAGUUGUAUACCUUGAAUCUGCAAUUAGGAAAAAAACCCAAUAAAGUUAAUUCAGUCGUUGAUG